UGGCGAGCGGCGGGCGGCAGGCAAUCCGGCAAUGCCCAAGGACUCAGCCCUCCGUCCGUCGUGACUCCUGCAGUGCCACAAGAAAGCAAAGAAAGAGUUGAAUCUGUUGCCUUGUGAUGGUGGUCGGCCACGAAGCCCCCGACGUGCAGGAAAAGAAGAGCCACAAGUGGCCCGGACGCACCAGGCUGCUAUGGCGCACACCUCUGAGGAGACUUCGAGGUCUUUCACUGACGAGGUACCGAGUUGCGUUUCCAUCAGCUCUUCUGGAGCAGAGCAGCUGAGGUCCAGCGCUUCUGGGAGAGAAUCAGGAAGUGGGGAGCAGGCUAGGAACGUGGAAGGAGAAAAACAAGCUGAGUUUGGGGGCCUGCAGCACAGUGAAAACCGGCUGAGUGAAAAGUGGAUCAGCCACCUCAAGGGCAAAGCUAUUAGCCCUGGACGCCAUCAAGCCGACACUGAGCUUCAGACAAAAAGUCCUUGGGAAUCUGAUGAGGAACUGAAAGCUGCACAGACUUUUUGCACCACAAAGAUAAACUUGAUCCGCCGUCAAGUAGCUUCCAAGGAAAGGAAGAGCGGCAGACAUAAAAAGCUGCAAGUUAGAUCAGGUGCAGAGGCCUUACCCUGCCCUGUCCCCCAGGAGCUGUUAAACAGGGUCUAUUUUAAAAAUAUGGCUGUGGCAAUAAAACAGGUGGGAGCGGUUAAGCAGCACAUUUCUUCUCAAUGUCCCGAUUGUAACAGGAAAAGAGCAGAGCUGGCUCAAUCCGCCUUCCUGAGACAAAAGAAGACUCUACUGGAGUCACUUCUCCUGCAACAGAAACUAGAUGAACAUCUGCACACCACAGACGUUCUCACUCAUAUUGGAGAGGUGCAUCGGGGCCUUCCCAGGUUGUCAGACGACCCAAGACUGAUCUGGACCAGACUGAAUGAGAAAAGUCGGGUCAGACAUGGUGAUAUGAAGAGGCCGGAUACAAAGCAGAAAAUGUAGCCUGAUGGAGAUAACACUUGUCAUUUUUUCUGCCACUUCUUGCCCUCAAGUCAUGGAAGAAGAUGUUCCUGUUACAUAUUUGAGUAGUUGCUCCCAUUUUUUACAUUUUGGAAACUAAGAAUUUGCUACCAUCCCCUCACAGACAUAAGAACAAAGACCUUUGUAUUCAGUACCCUUUUCAGAUUGUAGGAAACAGUAUUGUGGUUGGAGUAGCUGCAAAACUUUUACAGCCAUCCAGGAGAGGGAUGUUGACAUUUGGGACUAGAAUGUCAACAGAACAGAGGGAGAGAAGCGCACAGAUGUAAGAGAUUCUUAAGAAGUGAUCACUGUCUGUAUUUGGUUACUAAAUGGCUAUGGGGCUUUAAUAAGUGGUAAACAGUAAAAGUGCUAAUAAAGUCUAACUGGUGCAGUUGAAUAAAUGACAAUUGAGAUCAGACCUCUGGAGGAGGGCCAUGUGCCAUGGGCAAGGUCAAGAGUGGUUGUUUAGAAGUGGACAGUUUGAGGUUUCUUUGAGACAGUAAUGUUGAGAGUUUGGAGAAGCACUUGGAUAUUUGUACUCACAGUCUAGAGGAAAGAUCUGCUCUACAGAUUUGAAAUAAAGGGGGCAGAAGACAAAUCAUUGCCAUACAAAUGGAAACUGAAGCAUUGAGUGUUCUGAAGGAGAGUAGAGGAGAAUUGGAGCAGAUCUCAGGCAAACCCCUGAGAAAUGCCAGUAGUUAGUGCAGAAAAGAGGAUAUUGAGAAACAUUGAGAAAAUGUCAGAAGAGUUUUUUAAAAAUCGCAGGGAUUUAUAGCUUCAUGAGAAGAGGCUAUUUCAAGGAUGUUGGCUUUUCUGAGCAUGUGUAAGCAUGCAAGUGCAACAGACAUGUCACUUAAUGAUGAUUUAGUCACCUGUUUAGCUCUGUUGGACUUAGCAACUACUACAUGAUUUGAACAGGUUGUAUAGACAAAGUAGAUUGGGGAAUAAGUGUAAGAUAAGGAAAUAAAGAAUGUGAAUAUAUACUACUUGAGAAGUUUAGUUAUAGAAGGAAAGAGGGAUAUGUUAGAGGUAGUUGUAGAGUUGAAAAAAGAAUGCUUGUAAAAGAUACCUAAAGCUAUUUUGGUCAUGGUUUCUUGAACGUUCUGUGUUCAUUCUAAUUUCCAUUCACAGAAUGCAAUAUCAUUCUCUGAGGAAUAUCAUAGUAUUUUGAAAGUGCAUUUAUAUGAAUAAAAUAUUAGCAUUUUGAGAAAUCAUAUUUCUUAUUUAUUUCCCCUAUGAAUAUAUAAAGUCCUAGUGUCGUUACCUCAAGAUCACUUUUCCACAUGUUUAACACCUGAGCUAUUUUAGGGGAAGGCAAAUUUGUUUUCAAAAAUCAGCACAGAGAAGUCUUUGUAUCGGAUUUCAUAAGACUUUCUUUUAUGUGUAAAGAUGCUCUUUUUUCCUGUAAAAUUUUAGCAUAUUUCCCCUUAGUAGAUCAUUUCUAAAUAAAAUGGAAAAA
Molecule: messenger RNA, 2459 nt
Organism: Ochotona curzoniae (black-lipped pika)
Lineage: Eukaryota; Metazoa; Chordata; Mammalia; Lagomorpha; Ochotonidae
Gene: CUNH8orf48
Product: chromosome unknown C8orf48 homolog
Exons: 1
Coding region: 191-982 (263 amino acids)
Source: RefSeq, a predicted model, not a curated record